Molecule: messenger RNA, 1770 nt
Organism: Lichtheimia ornata
Lineage: Eukaryota; Fungi; Mucoromycota; Mucoromycetes; Mucorales; Lichtheimiaceae
Exons: 4
Coding region: 1-1770 (589 amino acids)
Source: RefSeq, a predicted model, not a curated record
AUGGCUGUUGAAGAUGUCCUUUCACAGAUUCAAGACCUACAGGCCACCAUUGAAAAUUUCACCACUUGUGAAAACACAGAGACGAUGAAUAAUGAUCAUGCGGAGACGACAGCAACAUCAACAAAGAGAGAUUCAAAGACGCUCAUAUGUCAACCGGAUGAAAAGACCUUUGUCGAGGACAUCGAAGACGCUGGGAAAACAUUGGUUGAAAGCCUGACGACGAGUCCUGCAGCAACGGCUGGCACGUCAUUGGAUCAAGUCAGCAUUCGUUUUUCCAACGACUUUUCAUCACUCGUGGAUCAUUUUUCAGCAUUACGUGAACGGCUUGACAGUGAAAAGUUGGCAAAGAACGACGAAAAGGCAUUAGUGGAUUCGAGUAGUAGCAGCAGCAAUGAUGGCGACAGCAAAUCAGCCCAUGAGGAGAGGAAGCCCAUUGUUGUUGAUGAGACCAAAGUGGAUCAGCAGCAUCAGCAAGAUAAAUUGCAGGUAGAGAGCGAUGACAACCACACAUCAUCAUCGUCACCCAACACGACAGCUUCACAACCAGCGAUCCUAGUCGUUUCCAAUGACAAUACGCCACCCAUGCGUCCUUCCAUUGAAUCACAACGUCAUCAUCAUCAUUACUAUCAUCAACAUAUGCAUUCAAUGCCAACAUCACCCUUAUCAGCAUGUGUAGCCACGCCAAGAUCACGCAUGUCAACCACAUCACGUCGUUCUCGUCGCCCAUCCACCCUUAGUAAAAAAUCCAGCAAAUCAUCUCGUUACUUUGCCAAGCACAAAAAAGAGUCCUCUACAGUUGAAUACACUGCUCGAUCUUAUGAUGAAAUGAUGCGGAUACCCGAUCCACGAGAACGUCUCGCCUUUUAUGAAAAGACUUUCAAGCAAUGUAUGCGUGCAGAUUCAAAAUUGACGUCAUGGAUGAAACGCGUAAAGGAGAAAGGGCUUCCAAAACCAAUGACUGAAGGCUACAAACCUCCUCCUCGACCACGGACACCUGAUGAAGCUGAACAAUCCAAAGGAACAUUACAUGGCAAUGGCAGCACGGCAUCAUUGAGUGGAUCCAUCAGCAUGUUUCUUAAAAAGGCAUCUGCAUCAAGUACACUUGGACGACGCACGUUUGGUGAAACAACACCUCGACCCUCCAUGAGUCGACUAUUUUUACCUACUUCUCUCAGCCGGUUAUCCUUGUCGAAAUCAUCACGUCAACCCAAAGUAGCACCCGAAUAUGAAUCAGCACUCCCAGAUUACGAUUUCAACAGAGCAAAACGACCCCCACCACCCAUGUCCACUGCAGCAGCACAAAAACCACCUCGUCCAGCAGCAACAAUGAGUGCAACGACGACCAUGGGAACAAAUCGAUGGAGGACGACAACAACAACAACAACAGCUAAUAAUCCACCUUUACGACAUAAAAAGACCAAAAAGAAACGAUCCACGGAUUCCAUGUCAUCAACGACUACCUCCACUACAACCUCACCAGCAAGAUCCAUUUCAUCUUCAUUCUCAAAACUCUCUCGCUUAUCACGUCGUCAAAGCACUGCCACGCUUAACAGCACUACCGCCAAAUCAAAACAACAACAACAACAUGGUGAAUCAUCCGUAGAUACGGUGGUGACCGAGAUGUGUAAUACGCUGCCACACAUGGAUCGGCGUGUCAUUGAAGAGUAUUUGGCCGAAGCUGGAGGAGAUCAAAUGGUAGCCAUCACACUGGCCAUGAGUCAAUUGAAGAGACCUACUACUACUACACAACCUAUGUACCAUCAUUGUUGA